This is a messenger RNA of Talaromyces proteolyticus, 840 nucleotides long. RefSeq names its product putative alcohol dehydrogenase. The transcript is spliced from 5 exons. Gene Ontology annotation, biological process: alcohol metabolic process. Lineage: Eukaryota; Fungi; Ascomycota; Eurotiomycetes; Eurotiales; Trichocomaceae. The record is from RefSeq and is a predicted model, not a curated record. The coding region runs from base 1 to 840 and encodes 279 amino acids. Gene Ontology annotation, molecular function: alcohol dehydrogenase (NADP+) activity; zinc ion binding.
AUGACAGGAAGCACAUUCACAGUAUUCCGCGACACCGAGUCCACUGCUAUCAAAGCAGACCAGACAACUCUUUUUCUUGAUGCACAUGACGUCCUCGUCAAAAUCACACAUGCAGGUUUAUGCGGGACAGAUCAACAUUUUCGACAUAAAGGUAUUGCUCUAGGCCACGAGGGUGCUGGUGUUGUGGAGGAAAUUGGCCAGGAAGUUACUAUUGUCGAAAUUGGGGAUAGAGUGGGACAUGACAAUUACUGCGACAACCAAACAUGUUACGGCUUUGGUGACACCGAUGUCGGUACUUUUGCCAAUAAACUUCCUAAUCAGCUAGAACCAGAAUUUGCGGCACCGCUGAUGUGUGGUGGUGCUACUGUGUGGAGUACCUUGACCACCUAUCCGCUCAAGGCUGGUGACCGAGUAGGUGUAUUAGGUAUCGGUGGGCUAGGCCAUAUGGCAAUUGAAUUUGCAUCAAAGCUAGGCUGCAAUGUAGUUGUUCUAUCCCAUAGUGAAAGCAAGAAAGAGGAGGCUCUGAAAUUUGGAGCGAAGGAAUUCCAUGUCACCGAUGAUAACGACGUUCUCAAAACGAGCAUUAAAAAUCCGAUCCCACUUGCAGCAGCAACUGGAAGUAUAUAUCCAUUGAGUGUCAGCUUUCAACCAUCUAGUGUACCAAUUCAACAGCUCAUCAACAAUGGUAUUAGAAUUCAAGGCUCGGCCGUUGGCAGUCGACCAUCGAUUCAGAGAAUGUUGGAUUUUGUAGUGCUACACAUAUACGCCCCGUUGGCAUUCGAGGUACUAAGCAAUGGUAAAAUGCGAUAUCGUGGUGUUUUACUUGCGAAGGACUCUUGA